AACAGCCAAUGUGUCACUGCUAAAUACUGAUACAUUGUAUUUGUUUUGUGUGGGAGAUCAUUUUAAAUGGUUCAAGAUAAAGCAUCGCUAGUCAAAGUCAACAGUAGACCUACAAUUUAUACCAAGAACCUCACUUCACGUGUUUUGUAAUGGAUGGCUAUUCGUACAAAGCAUUACUAGCCUAUUUACCUGUCAAUCAACUUCAAUCACAGACAUCUGUGGCAUCCUGUAGGCCCAACAACAAAUGCAUUGCGGUAACGUGACUGUCAAUUUCCUGAAGCUAGUGAUCAAAUUGGGGGAAAUAACUUGUCAUCUCUCUCAAGACCGACUCAGUGAGAAAACCAAGGGUGAGUCUGCAUGUUGGCCCUGAUCGCCUUGGAGCCAUUUACAGACCAGGCAGCCAAGGGACCAUGGAAGAUCCGGACACCCAGGAGGGCCUGCAGGUGACCCAGUCCACUAUCCUCUACCUCAUCCAAGAAGCUUCCAAGCUAGCAACUCCCACCCCUGUCCACAACCGCUCUGUAGACUCAAAGCCUAAGACUUUACCUGUAUCAAAUGAAAGGUCUAAAAAGAAUCAAGUGUCUGAUCAUAGACCUUCUCCUCCUCAGCACAGUUCCUCUCUCAUGAGACUUCAUAACCAGCCAAAAGAUGACUUAGAACAAUGUAGGAGACAUACGAACUCAGUCCUGCCCAGCCGUCAUAGUAGCAGCAGUCCGUGGGAGUUGAUGAGCCUGAUCAACAUGCAGUGUGAGAGACUCCUCCAGUCAGAUGACCAAGAGGGAACCUCAUCUAGGGCUCAGUUGGUUCCUAUAGACUCUGACGAUCAUCCUCCUGAAGGUGUGGGGUACAGUAAGAACACUGUCGCUGUCUGCCCCACUCUAGUCAGUACCAGAGGGGAUUCUCCCCAUCCGCAUGUCGGGUCCAGGGGAGAGAUGGGGGAGUUGGGUGGAGGUGGUUAUUGCUCACCCAUAUGUCCAGGUACCAGUUCUCAGACAUCACCGGAUGUCAAUGGCAGCGACAAAACUAAACCUGGUGUGGGAGCUUCAGACUCUGAGGUUGUAACGAACAAAGAAACAGGAGCCACAUUUUGUCUUAACGGUGAUGGAUUGUCUGUGAGUGAAGAAAGCAGAAGGGUCCCCUGUGCCUUAGUCCAAGAUGACAACACAGUGAAGGAGGUCCGUCCUGAGGCAAAAGACGGGCUGUCAGUUAAACAUCCGUCUGUGUCAUAUAUAAACCUGUUUGGGCAAACGCUUGUCCACAAAGUAGCUACAAUUAUGGAUGCAGCAAGUCUGUCGUCUCCCUCCGUAGACACCAUGACAUGCUUACAUCCAGGCCCAGAAGAGCUGAACCUUAACAUGACCCUGGACUUCAACUCAAACAUAUGUUUUACCUUUGACCCCAAGGAAGACAUGCCACCAGCCCCAAACUCCUCUUAUAAUACUAUGUUGCUCAUAUUGAACAGUGAAGCAGGGUCUGUGAAUGUGAACGAAAAGUCAGUACAAGAUGGCAGUUUUGCAGGCGUCAAAGCAGAGCUCAACGAAAGCUCCAUGGAAGAGAACACAGACACAGUACAAGAUGCCAGUAUUAUUGCAGACUCUCCGUUGGACCUCACCCAAAGGUGCAGGGACUUGGAGGAUGACAUGGGCACUAUCCCCGCAGCCCCCCAGUCUCCCUCUCUGUCUGACCCCAUGUGGAGGUCCACCAAGGCCCCUAGGAAGCAGCUCCGUCCCAGCCGGAGUGUGGAUGUUGGAGACCCAGACUUCCAGGGAGUGACGUUCCGGAUGCAGACGGAGCUGGACGACAGCAGGGAGCAGUGUCGCCUUCUCAUCACCUCCAAGAAGUACAGUGAAGAGCUCUCUAGUGGUCCGACCAGGAGGUCACUGAGAGCAGGCAGGUCCCGUUCAUCCCAGAGUUCCAUGAGGACCAGCAGCUCUGAAGAGAGCGACCCCUCCUCCAAGAAUAAGAUCUGUGCCUCUUGCUGCACCAUGAAGACUCCUCUGUGGCGAGAUGCUGAGGAUGGUACCCCGCUGUGUAACGCCUGUGGAAUAAGGUAUAAGAAGUACAAGGUACGCUGUCUGCAGUGUUGGCACAUCCCUAGGAAGGAGGGCAACUCCAACUCGCGCUGCUUCAAAUGUGGAAACUUAUCACGGCUGGCUACGUCCCACCGCAAGCACUCUGCCUUGUAGGGGAAGGGAACACAUUUAGGCCUUGGCAUGAGGUCCUAGACACUGAUACCACAAACAGUCCCCCUCCAGGUACAUGGUAAUUGGCCACACCUCCUGACUUUGACUCGUGGAGUUAUUUGAUCAUUUAUUGCAUCACAUACUGUCAUAGUGUGUCACGGUGUUGGCUGAGCCAUGGUGAGUCAGUCUGACGGGUCUGGCUGCUUUUAGCACUGUAGCGUGCGCUUGUCACUUUAGGAAGAAAGAGUUCAAAUGAAGAACAGUCUCCUGCUUGGAGGCUGUGUCUGACAAUAGACUGUCUGUCUGAAAUGACCCUGACCAAAGUAGUGCACUAUACAGGGAAUUUGGAGUCUCUGGCCAAAGGUAGUGCACUUUUGGGACUAAGGACCCAUGGCUCUGGCCAAAGACGGUGCCCUGCUUUACUGGGAAUAGGUAGCCAUUUUGGACUGUUUACUCUCCUUGUUUACUAGGCUUGACAUUGGUGCUAUCCAGUUUGUAUGUUACAUUAAGUUCAAUUAAUUUGAGUGAUAUAUUAUCUGUUCUUGUUUAGUUUAUUAUUAUUUUUUUCUAUUUGGUUGUUUCUGGACUGCCCUUAGCAUUAACUGGCUGGAUUAGAGAUGAAGCAAUUCCUUAUCUUGACUGUUUCCUGUAAACAAAUCAAAAUAAACGUUUGUGUUAGUGUGUACUACA
Oncorhynchus tshawytscha (Chinook salmon) is the source of this 2873-nucleotide messenger RNA. Its product is annotated as zinc finger GATA like protein 1. The record is from RefSeq and is a predicted model, not a curated record. Gene Ontology annotation, biological process: spermatogenesis; regulation of transcription by RNA polymerase II; oocyte development. Lineage: Eukaryota; Metazoa; Chordata; Actinopteri; Salmoniformes; Salmonidae. Gene Ontology annotation, molecular function: sequence-specific DNA binding; zinc ion binding. The coding region runs from base 411 to 2186 and encodes 591 amino acids. Gene Ontology annotation, cellular component: nucleus. The transcript has 7 exons.